This is a messenger RNA of Etheostoma cragini (Arkansas darter), 2476 nucleotides long. Its product is annotated as rho-related GTP-binding protein Rho6-like. The record is from RefSeq and is a predicted model, not a curated record. Gene Ontology annotation, biological process: small GTPase-mediated signal transduction. NCBI's taxonomy places the organism in Eukaryota, Metazoa, Chordata, Actinopteri, Perciformes, Percidae. The transcript has 5 exons. Gene Ontology annotation, molecular function: GTPase activity; GTP binding. Bases 205 to 903 code for a protein of 232 amino acids.
UCAUUGGUUGGCGCGACAAUAUAAAGUUCCGCAGUGAUUCCCUCACUGACUGCUGCUCUGCCUCGCUCACUCACUCACAGACUGGCUGACUGAGGAGGAAGAGCAGGAACACGGCCGACUACAGAGAGGAUUUACAGAACUCUAUCGGUAUUAUUCCCACUCUUAUUUCUUCUUGAUAAUCUGUCCGUUUAAUUCAGCUGCACCAUGAAGGAAAGAAGACUCCCGCAGCCUUUUGUAGCGAGGUGUAAACUCGUGCUGGUCGGGGACGUCCAAUGCGGUAAAACAGCGAUGCUACAAGUCCUGGCCAAGGACUGCUAUCCAGAGACUUACGUCCCCACUGUGUUUGAAAACUACACCGCCUGUCUGGAGCUUGAAGACCAGCGUGUUGAACUCAGCCUUUGGGACACAUCAGGUUCCCCAUACUACGACAACGUCAGACCCCUCUGCUACAGCGACUCAGAUGCAGUGCUCUUAUGCUUCGACAUCAGCCGACCAGACACAGUAGACAGUGUGCUGAAGAAGUGGAAAACAGAGAUCCAGGACUUCUGUCCCAGCACUCGGAUCCUGCUAAUAGGCUGCAAGACAGACCUGCGCACAGACGUAUGCACGCGCAUGGAGCUGUCCAAUCAGAAACAGAGCCCCAUCUCCCAUGAACAGGGUUCGUCCCUGGCCAAACAGCUUGGAGCAGAGGCUUACCUGGAGUGCUCAGCCUUCACAUCCGAGAAGAGCAUCCACAGUGUUUUCCGUACUGCGGCGCUGGCCUGCAUGAACAAACUCCAGCCUGCCAAUAAACCCAGUCCCGUCCGCCGCCUCUCCAAGAGGCUCCUACACCUGCCCAGCAAGACAGAGCUGCUCUCCUCCACCUUUAGCAAGGACAAGUCCAAGAGCUGCUCCAUCAUGUGAAUACUAAGGGAGCACGCUGGGGGGGAAAAGAAAGGAAGGACAAGUAGGUGAUUCAGCAGGGGGGUGUGCAAGGGAAAGAAGGAAUGAUUUCUACAAUGCAUUUCUCUCCUUUGCAGCAUCCUCCUCGUCAGCCACUGAAAAUAAAACACACACUUCCUACACUCUCUAUAUUCACCUCUGACACUGGACUUUUGAUCACCAGCACACCAGUACAGAGACAGAGUGAAAAAAGUGUUUAAUGUUGAAAAUAUUUCAGCUGUACAAAUAGAGCAUAACAGGCAUUUCAAGGCCUGUUCGAUUCCUUACAUAAAGGUUGCUGUGAGAGCUUAAAUAAGGUCAGUGACUCCUCUUUCCCAAGUGGUUGUAAACACUGCAUUUGACUGCAUUACCCUGAUGAAACUCAUUAGAAAUGUUGAUAGUGCUGCCCUUCCCCAUCCAUCUCUUCAUCCGAAUGUCUCUUUAAGGUCACGAUAUGGGCGGAGAUGACGAGAUGAAAUGUAAAAUCUGACAGUGACAGGAAGUCGUACCUACAAAAAUGCGGCUCUGGGAAUUUCAAACAGGAGUUCCUUGUAUAAAUUAUUCCCACAAUUCCCCUUCACAGUAUUUCGUUUAGUAGAGUAAUGAUGGCGCAGUGGAUAUGACACAUGCCUUUGGUGUGGGAGACCUUUUCCAAUUCCCACUGUGAUACAUCAACCAAUGUGUCCCUGAGCAAGACACUUAACCCCGAGUUGCUCCAGAGGCGUGCGACCUCUGACAUAUAUAUAUAUCAGUUGUUACUUGCUUUGGAUAAAAAAACAUGUAAUAUUUGGAAAUAAAAGAUAUGAGUGGGGGGAGAGAAGGGGAGCGAUUUGGAAAAGCAGAGUGUUCAUUUCAGUCGGUCGGAGGAUGCACGUCUGACGGAGCCAGUGUGACUCAGCACUCACAUGAGCUAUAAAACAGUCUAGAGGUGGACAUGCUGUGACAUAACAAGCACAAAAUCCUAGACCAUGUAAAGACCGUCGGAGCAUGUUUUUGUCAGAUCCCCGUUUAUUACACAUCACCACAGCAGUAUUAAUCAGUUAUUUAUCAUAAGGCUUGAUUUUAGAAAUGUGACAUUAAUGAUGCAUCUUCUCAUGAUACAUCGUCUCAAUGUUCCCUGAACCUUUAGGAGCUGCUUAAUCUGGAUAUCAGCUUAUGUUCCAACAAAAACUCUUUUUUUCUUUUAUAGAAAAACACAUGAAAGAUUUCUUUUCACAAAGGGAGUCUUAGAAAUAUUUGUCUUUUGAAGUUGAACCUGGUUCCAUUUCCAGCCUGGAUAUUCCAUUAACACUAAAUUUCCCUAAGACGAUAGAGAAGGUUGAUUUAAAUUACAAAUAAAAACAGGCCGGUCCUGUCUGAAGAAAGAAUUUUCUUUCGUUUUUAUGCUUAACAUUUUUUUUCAUUUUUUUUUUCAGCUUCCCUGGAAAGUACUCUUGGCAUUUUCCAUUUAUUAAAUAGAUUUUUUUUGUCUGGAUGGUUCUACUUGCUUGUGGUUGUCUUUGUUUUGUGGCUGUUGAUGUUGUUCUUUUAUUUGCAUGAGUCUUCUAGCAUUAGC